AUGCAGCUGUUGGAGAGUGAUCUGAAGGUGAAGGAGUAUGAGCUCCUGAGGAGGAACUUCAGCGAUACCAGAUGCUUUGGUUUCGGUAUCCAGGAGCAUAUUGAUCUCGGCAUCAAGUGA
This is a messenger RNA of Linum tenue, 120 nucleotides long. Lineage: Eukaryota; Viridiplantae; Streptophyta; Magnoliopsida; Malpighiales; Linaceae. The record is from the annotation of a GenBank genome assembly.